Messenger RNA from Aphanomyces astaci, 1263 nucleotides. RefSeq lists its product as hypothetical. Bases 1 to 1263 code for a protein of 420 amino acids. Gene Ontology annotation, cellular component: MWP complex; mitotic spindle; microtubule organizing center. The transcript is spliced from 10 exons. Gene Ontology annotation, biological process: protein localization to mitotic spindle pole body; mitotic sister chromatid segregation; microtubule anchoring at mitotic spindle pole body. Gene Ontology annotation, molecular function: protein binding. The record is from RefSeq and is a predicted model, not a curated record. NCBI's taxonomy places the organism in Eukaryota, Oomycota, Saprolegniomycetes, Saprolegniales, Verrucalvaceae.
AUGAGUUUCGCGCCGCCGCCGGCUCCGGCGACGGCACUCCCGUCGGGUGGUCAUGAAAUUGGCAGGACAAACGUAAGUGAGCUCUUGGCACACAGUCAGGGCAUCAUGAGCUGGAGUGGAUGUGGCCGGUACUUGGCAGUGGCGAAGGACACCCGGUUGUGCGUCCGCGACGUCACGAUGAACUUGAGCAUCGUGCAGUUGUUCACGUGUGUGGACCUGAUUUCCGCGAUACAGUGGGCGCCACACAUCGAGACUGACUCCAAUAGCGGGGAUAGCAUGCGGCUGAUCUUUUGCGCCAUGUACAAACGUGCAAUCGUCCAAGUGUUUUCCAUCUUGGAUCCGUCAUGGACAUGCAAGAUUGCGGAAGGCAUUUGCGGCCUCAUUUCCGCCAAAUGGACCCCCGACACGCGGCACAUUAUCACUGUGUCCGACUUCCGCAUCCACGCGACGGUGUGGUCCCUCGUCGACACGUCCAAGUACGUGAUCCGUCACCCCAAACUCGGCGCUGAAGGCUUUGCAUUCUCACCCGACGGCACGUACCUCGCCGUCGCCGAGCGCUCCGAGUGCAAGGAUGCGAUUGGCAUUUAUAACGUCGAGACGUGGGAACUCGCGCGGCACUUCGACACGGCCAGCUACGACAUGGUGGAGCUGGCUUGGUCGAUGGAUGGCCGGGCAAUUGUGGUGCGGGAUACGUUUCUCGAGUAUCGGGUGCUGUUUUACUCGAUCGAGGGCGACCUCUUGCAUCAAUACGAGGCAUACCAGCAUGCAUUGGGUAUCAAGAGCAUGGCGUGGUCUCCGUCGGGCCAGUUCCUCGCAUUGGGAUCAUUCGAUGAGAAAGUUCGGCUCAUGAGCCACAUGCACUGGAAGUGCAUUGCCGAACUGGACCACCCCACGUUCCUUCCGUCCACCAGCGCCAGUUCCAGCGUGACCAUCUAUCGCCAAGACAAACGCUCGAGCGACUGGGUUGUGGAAGCGCCCCCCCACACCGUCACUUACGUGUCCCCAGACCCUUUAAAAGAUGUGCCAAAGGUGGGCGUGGGGGUGCUGGCGUGGAGCCACGACGCAGCGUAUUUGGCGUCCAAGAACGACGCGAUGCCGUUUCACAUUUGGAUUUGGACGACGGACACGAUGGCCUUGCAUGCGCUGUUAGUCAGCAGUGCCCCGAUCAAAACCUUGCGGUGGAACCCGUCCAAGACGUCGCUGUCAUUCGGGUGCGGUCAUUCCAAGGUCUGUUUCUGGACGCCAGACGGACUUACGUGGUAA